Molecule: messenger RNA, 5228 nt
Organism: Macrosteles quadrilineatus (aster leafhopper)
Lineage: Eukaryota; Metazoa; Arthropoda; Insecta; Hemiptera; Cicadellidae
Product: insulin-like peptide receptor
Exons: 5
Coding region: 256-4191 (1311 amino acids)
Biological process (GO): multicellular organism development; cell surface receptor protein tyrosine kinase signaling pathway; positive regulation of MAPK cascade
Cellular component (GO): membrane; axon; insulin receptor complex
Molecular function (GO): insulin receptor substrate binding; insulin receptor activity; ATP binding
Source: RefSeq, a predicted model, not a curated record
UUCAUUCCGCGCAACCCUAUCGUUCCGACCGCACACGUCAGGUCUGAGAAUUUGUUGUUGUUCGCGUGUGUUUUCCUACGUGUGAAUGUUUUUAUUUAGUGAAUACAGUUAUAAAUAAACAAAGCGGAUUUUGUUGAAGUCGUAACAUCAAUGCUUUAACUGUCGAUUAACAAACCGUAAAAAUCUCUCUUUGGUCGCAAUGUCUUUUGAACUUUUCCGUGAGGACUUUCGAGGUUGGAUUUUGAAAGGGCAAAGAUGAAUGUGAAUCUCCUCUUCGUCCUUCUGGGUCUCCUGCGUUCUUCUAGCGGCCGAAUCUGCCAUAGUAUCAACAUCCGCAACGAUGUGUCCAACCUGGAGAAGCUGGCCAAUUGCACCGUGGUGGAAGGAUAUGUACAGAUAGUGCUGAUUGAAAGAGCCACCGAGCAGGACUUUGAGCCCUGGAGUCUUCCUGAGUUGAGAGAGAUCACCCAGUACCUCCUGUUCUACAGAGUCAAGGGUCUGAGGAACCUGGGGAAGCUGUUCCCCAACCUGGUGAGGAUCGGCGGCUCCAGUCUCUUCAUCGACUACGGCCUCGUCAUCCACGAGAUGUUCAGCCUCCAGGAGGUCGGUCUGGCGAGUCUGCAGGAAAUAUCCAGAGGCUCCGUUAUAAUCACGAAGAAUCCUAGUCUUUGUUACGUGAACACCAUCAACUGGGAGCUGAUAGCCAAGUGGGACCCUAUCAAGAACUAUGUGGCCAAGAACAAAGACCCCAGUGAUUGUCCAGGCUGCCAGGCUGAAUGUCCCCACGGGCUGUGCUGGAGCCGAACCGAGUGCCAGAUCCAGCCAGAGUCACCCCACUGUUAUCACCUGUGUGUGGGUGGAUGUUCUGCUCCUGGACCUAGAGGCUGUCACUCCUGUAGAAGGGUUCUCACUCAUGAUGGGGAAUGUGUAGAGAACUGUCCUCAUGGAACGUAUCAGUACCUAAACCGGAGAUGCAUCAAGGCAGUGGAAUGCACUUCUAUAGACUUGCCCAAAGGACCACCAGGGACUGACACACUGAGAAAGUCUUCUUCCCAAGUCACCAAGUAUUUUGUGUUCAACGGCACCUGCACAGACAACUGUCCACCUGGCUAUGAGUUUGAUGCUGCUGGCACUACCUGUGUGCCGUGCAAGGGGGGCAAGUGCCACAAGUGGUGCCACGGAUUGUCCAUCGAGAACAUCGGAGACGCCGAGAUGCUACGAGGCUGCACUCACAUCCAGGGAUCUCUGGAGAUCAGCAUCAGAACUGGCAAACCCAAGAGAGUGUUUGAAGAGUUAGAAGAGAACCUGGGAUCCAUCGAAGAGAUAGAAAACUACUUAAAAGUUGUAAGAUCUUUCCCAAUCAUUAAUCUUAAAUUCUUGAAAAACCUUACUGUGAUUCAUGGUAGAUCCAGCGAUGCCGGUUUUGGUGACAACUAUUCACUUUUGGUACUCGAAAAUCAUAACCUCCAAGAACUUUGGGAUUGGGACACUAAACAUACUUUUAACAUUUCCAAAGGAAAAGUAUUUUUCCACUAUAACCCCAAACUAUGUUUGCAGCAUAUACAUAAGCUGCUUUCAGUUAUACAUCAUGACGAAAACGUCACUAAUUUAGAGGUAGGGAAAGAUUCAAAUGGUGAUAAAUUUCCAUGUAAUGCUACUGAAAUUAAUAUCAAGGUUGUUGAUCGGUCGCAUAGUUCAAUACAGAUACGGGUUCCCUAUCUUCAAAUCAAUUAUGAUACAACUAUUUUGCGCUAUGUAGUGUACUACACCAAAGCGCCAUUCAAAAAUAUGACAAUGUUCGAUGAUCUAGACCAAUGUUCUGAUUACGGUUGGAAAACUAAAGAUAUUGCUGUGGAUCCGUAUGACAAGAGUUUUGAAGAAAACGGAUUCAUUGUUGAACUGAACGACCUUGAGCCGUACACUCAAUAUGCAUUCUAUGUCACAACAUAUACAAUUGAUCGUUUCGGGGCCAAAAGUUCUAUUUCUUAUGAAACAACUCUUCCAUCAACACCUUCAGAAAUCGCUCGACUAGAAGCAUUCUCCAACAAAAGCUCUGAAAUCUUCUUGCAAUGGGAGCCUCCAAAAUAUAUCAAUGGUAAGUUUGAGAAAUAUGUAAUAACAUUAUCGCCCAUGAACUACGAUGAAACACCGAUUCGACUCCGUAAUUAUUGUGAUAACCCAUUGGAUCACAGGAAUGAGGUAGAAUCAUACAAACCACGUUUACUUGAAGCUGAAAACAGGCAAAACAAUAGCUGUUGUUCUACAAAAACUAAAAAACUGAUUUACACACCCAAAGAAGGCCUUGAAAAACAUUGCUCAAACCAUGAUUACUGCAAAUUACCAAUGACAUAUUUUGAUAAAGACCCAUUAGCAUUUCAAGAAUAUUUUGAAUCUUGUUUUUAUUCUUACAUAUAUGAGGAUCCUUUUGUAUAUGUUUCUAGUGAAACGAAUAUAACCUCUCUGAAGAGACAAGAAAGAAACCUUUCUGCUGAUAACAAAUUAUCUCUUAAUUACGGUACCUACAAUGUGUAUACAGCUGAUGUCAAGGCAACUUCCUCUAACUUUACAAUAACCAAUCUUUUACAUUUUCAAGAUUAUCUCAUUAAGAUAAAAGCUUGCAGGUAUUCACAAUAUCCCAACGAGCCAGAUAGUCUACGAUGUAGCAAGACUGAUGUAGUUACUGUAAGAACUAAAAAGGAUGAAGAAGCAGACAGGAUUACAGGUCAUUUGACUCAUGAAGUUGUAAAUGGAACUGUAUUUGUAUCUUGGAUAGCCCCUCCUCAUCCAAACGGGCUGAUUGUAGCUUUUGAAGUUGAACAUGGACAUACAGUUAUGGAUAACAUGAAUCCAAUUGUAUCAUGUAUCACCCUUUCUGAGUAUGAGAAUAACAGGAGACGAUAUUCUAUCGUAGGUUUAGCUGAAGGCACUUACAAAGUUAGGGUUCGAGCAAUUUCUUUAGCUGGCAAAGGACCCUAUUCAAAAUAUAUACGUGUAGAGAUUUCAAGCAGACUUUUUUCAGCUAUAAAAAUGGUCAUUGGAUUUUUUGUUCUCUGUAUCAUAAUGAUUCUAGUAUCCAUCGCUCUUAUGUCAUAUAUGAGGAAGAAAACGAUGCUUGAUGACAUACUGGUAGCUUCGGUUAACCCGGAUUACCAAUACAUUCAAGACGAGUGGGAAGUAUCGAGAGACGAUAUAGAAAUUGUGGACGAGUUAGGAGUCGGAGCAUUUGGUAAGGUUUACAAAGGUAUACUCAUACCCAGUAAUUUAUCUUGCGCGGUAAAAACUGUAAAUGAUGACGCUUCAUCAUAUGAAACAUUCCUUUUUCUAAGCGAAGCUUCUGUAAUGAAAUCAGUAUCCAAAGCAUAUCAUAUCGUCCAUUUAUUGGGAGUCGUCUCAAUUGGUCAUCCACCCCUAGUUAUAAUGGAACUGAUGAGUUUGGGUGAUCUGAAAACGUAUCUGAGAUCAACACGAGAUACCAAUCCUCCCACUAACGCUGUAAUGAUUAACAUGGCGCUUCAAAUAGCCGAUGGAAUGGCUUAUAUGGAGGCUAAGAAGUUCGUCCACCGAGAUUUAGCAGCCAGAAACUGUAUGGUAAACCAAGAUUGUGUAGUCAAAGUGGGAGAUUUUGGAAUGACGAGAGAUAUUUACGAAACCGACUACUACAGAAAGAUCAAUAUGGGUCUGCUUCCGAUACGUUGGAUGCCUCCUGAGAGUCUGCAAGAUGGGAUAUUCACCAGCCAAUCAGAUGUAUGGAGCUACGGCGUAGUUCUGUGGGAGAUAGUUACACUGGCUGAGCAACCUUACCAAGGGUCUAGCAAUGAUCAAGUACUGAAUGAAGUGAUUGCAGGUCGUAAGCUGGAAACACCGAGAAGAUGUCCAGAGACUUUGAGAAACAUCAUGUUGUGUUGUUGGAAAAGAAAACCAUCUCAGCGAAUGACCUUCAUGCAGAUCGUUACUUCUUUGGAGUACUACCACGAUCAGGAAUUUAAGAACGUCUCCUUCUACCACACCCAAGAGGCUCAAGAUCUGAGGAAGAGUUCGACAGAUUACGAAGAGAUGCAAUCUGUUGAAGAUCCGUUGCUGGGAAUUAGAGAAGAUUACUAUAGUAAUAUCCAGAGUUUUGCAAUGCUUCUUACCAAAGUUAAGUCCUACAGUCGAGAUGACGAGGAGUCAGGACCGUCCAGCGACGUCUAAAUAGAUGUUUUUGUAAUCACAAUGUUUCUUAAAAUAUUAAGACUGAUAGUGUACUGCCACUUAUAUAGACUGAGUGUUGAAUGUUUAACAACUUUACUUUUGUUUCAAUUCAAAACUAGUUUUUCAAGUAUAGUUAGACAUAUUGCUAGUUGUGUAUGCCAAACAGACUUAUUAUGUACUUAUUAGGAACUAAGGAUAGAUGGAAAUGUUCUGAACUGUUGAUACCAUAGGGGCCAUUUUUACAACACAUCAAAGUCAAAUCUGUUAUGUGGAAAAUUACUUUUGAUUUAUCAAUCUAUUACUUUUUACCUCAAAGGCUAUCUGCCUUUCAGUUUUUAUAGACAUAAGUAUUGUAAGAUAAUAAUUAAUUGUUGUCGUUUGAAUAUUGUGUGCCUUACAUGUAUUUGUGCUUAAGUGUUAGUGUAUUUAUAUGUAAACGAUUUUAUUAUUGACUUAACUUUUGCAAAGUAUCACAAUUUUAUUUAGUGAACGUAGUUUCUUUGAGUAUUAUUUAAGGAUUAUUAUGAUAGUUGUUCCUAAAAGUUUACUGUUUUCUGUGGUUUAUUAUCAGAACAAUCCAGAUUUUAAGUUUGAUGGUCUGAAAUUCUUUUCGGCUACAUUUAUUUGAUGAUUCUAUUAUUAAGAACUAGGUUUUUCUUAUUUUGUUUGUUUGUUAUGUUUUACAACAAAUGGUUACUUAGUAUUUUUGAUUUUUGCUGGUAAAUUUCAAUAAUCAAGAACUGUUAACAAAACAUCAGCUUAUUUUACUCUUGAUUUUUAUGAUUUUAAUUUUUUUCAUAUUCCGCUAUUUAUGUGAUAUGUUUUUUACAUAGAACACUGUUUUUAAGGCUAUUGACCUUCUUUAAUAAUUCAUGUAGUAAGUUGAUGAUCAUGAUUUGUUUUACACUUGGUAUUUUAAGCUCGGUUUGUAUACUAAUUGCGAGCUAAUGGUGCUGUUCGCAUUUCACUGUAUGUUACCUACUAAUGUAGUCAUGCAUUCCUAUUAAGGUGUUAUAUUUGUGCCAAAGGCGUUAAGU